Messenger RNA from Prionailurus viverrinus (fishing cat), 1648 nucleotides. RefSeq names its product autophagy related 10 (gene ATG10). Gene Ontology annotation, cellular component: intracellular anatomical structure. The transcript is spliced from 8 exons. Bases 361 to 1098 code for a protein of 245 amino acids. NCBI's taxonomy places the organism in Eukaryota, Metazoa, Chordata, Mammalia, Carnivora, Felidae. Gene Ontology annotation, biological process: protein lipidation; macroautophagy; protein modification by small protein conjugation. The record is from RefSeq and is a predicted model, not a curated record. Gene Ontology annotation, molecular function: Atg12 transferase activity.
UGGCCGAGGGAGGGUUGGGCCUUUCUUUUGGUGUUCCUCUGUGCGCCUGGGCUCUGCUCGUCUGUUACGGUCUCCGUAGCCCUCGGGAGCCCAUUAUUCUCUUCCUUGAGGCCGCCGGUUGGGCGGCAGCGGGCAGAGCGAUGGGCACCUCACCCCGGCUCCCCUCCCCCAUGCCCGUUGCCCCGCCCGCCCUGGGCUGGGCGACGGGGUCAGGGGCCGAGCGGAGCUGGGAAAUACAGAAUGAGGUAGAGUGAGAUGCUUUUUUAUAUUUUUCCUAACUGGACUUCCCGCUGCUAGAGACCACAGCCAGCAUCAGAUACCGAUUAACAUCCUUCAGUUACAUUCCAGUUAUCAUUUAGUAUGGAAGAAGAUGAGUUCUUUGGAGAAAAAACAUUCCAGCAUUGUUGUGCAGAGUUCAUUAGACAUUCACAGCAGAUAGGUGAUGGCUGGGAAUGGAGAACUUUGAAGGACUCUUCUGAAGGCUACAUGUGCAAAACACACUUUCAAAUUAAACCCGAGACUCUGAUGUCACAUUCAGGAACAUCUGCCUGUGUACAGACAUGUCUUCCCAUUGAGGAGGCUUUAGAACUACCCCUGGAUGAUUCUGAAGUGACUGAGACCACAACGGGAAGCCAAGUGAUUAAAUAUGAAUAUCAUGUUUUAUACUCCUGUAGCUACCAAGUGCCUGUGCUUUACUUUAGGGCAAGCUUUUUAGAUGGAAGACCUUUAGCUCUGAAGGACAUAUGGGAAGGAAUCCACGAGUGCUAUAAGACAAGGCUGCUGCAGGAGCCAUGGGACACUAUUACCCAACAGGAGCAUCCAAUACUUGGGCAGCCUUUUUUUGUACUUCAUCCCUGCAAGACGGAUGAUUUCAUGACUCCUGUGUUAAAGAAUUCUCAAAAAAUCAAUAGGUGCAUACUGAACAUUUUUUAUUUGAUCUAUUCUAUCAAGUUUUACUGCAGUCUUACAUGUUAUAACACCUUUGGGUUCUUAUCCUCUGCUUUUACUCCUGAGGUGAGGCUUUGCACCCUUUUUCUGAUUAUGCCUUUGCCAGUGACAUUGGAGAACUUUUCUCUAAAAUGGCCAAUUGUUCCAUGAGGUCAGCUGGUACCAUCAAGGCAGAAGGUGAAAUGUACAUUUUGUAAUUUCUGCAGACUGGACAAUCCAUCCACAGAUCCUCACCACAUUGGAGACAUUUCAUCAAUGAUAUCAAACCAUAGACAACUUCUUGUGACUGUUCUCAACUGUGAUUAAAAUGGACAAUUUUGUAAUAUGUGACAAAAUCUAUUCAUUAUUAUACAGAUUUAAUAGCUGGUUUCUUGUGAAGGAACCCCUUUAAAAGUCUGAAGAAUGUGCAGAACCCAUUUUCAGAAAAAUGUGUGUGUGUGUGUGUGUGUGUGUGUGUGUUUGCAUAUACACACCCACAUAAAUCACACCCACCCCUAAUAUAUAUCAGAAAAUUCUGCACACAGUUGCAGGAGAUUCCUAGACUCUCUAAAAUCUAUGAGACAAAUCCUAGAUCAAGAAACUUGGUCAAUAAAUUGCAUUCACAGUGGCUUCCAUAUUAUGUCCUGAUCAAGAAAAAGAGUAUAGUGACAGAAAAAAAAAAAAAAAACCUACUUAAUUAUAAAUAAGAAAAUGUAUAAAA